UCUCUCUCUGCUGUUUUUGAUGAAACCGAGAAACCAAAACCUCCUAAAUACACAAAGUUCGUGGAUCGUGUGAUUCAUCGUAGCUACUAGUGGUUUUAUUGGCUCCAGGUCUGAGUAAUUUGCCCUCAAAUUAGUGUUUUUUUUCUUUAAUUCCCUCUUUUUCAACUGGGUUUGUUGAGUUGUUGCUGUAACCCACUCGGGUUGACUCACUAAAGAGUCUCACCGAGUUAGACAAGCUUCUUGGCUUUACCAACCUACUUCUGAUUCAAACAUAUGGGAGGCCAAUGCUCUAACCUCGGUAGUUGUUGUGGGAACUCAUUACACAAGACAGCUGUUCUUGAAGCUCCUCAUGUUGAAAAUGGAGAGAAUAGUGAGAGCACCGAUGUCCCUGGUUUCAGGGAGUACACGUUAGAACAGCUCAAGUCAGCUACUUGUGGUUUUGCUGUGGAGUGUAUUGUAUCUGAGCAUGGAGAGAAGGCUCCCAAUGUCGUCUACAAAGGCAAACUCGAGAACCAAAAGAAAAUUGCUGUCAAGCGUUUCACUAGAAUGGCCUGGCCUGAUUCACGGCAGUUCCUUGAGGAAGCCAGGUCCGUUGGUCAGCUGCGGAGUGAGAGAAUGGCCAAUUUACUCGGCUGUUGCUGCGAAGGCGACGAGAGGUUGCUUGUCGCAGAGUUUAUGCCCAAUGAAACCCUAGCCAAACACCUUUUCCAUUGGGAAGCACAGCCUAUGAAAUGGGCAAUGAGGCUACGAGUUGUUUUAUAUCUAGCACAAGCUCUUGAAUACUGCACCAACCAAGGCCGUAUUCUUUAUCACGACCUCAACGCCUACCGAGUUUUAUUUGAUGAGGAAUGCAAUCCAAGACUUUCUACUUUUGGGUUGAUGAAGAAUAGUCGUGAUGGGAAAAGUUACAGCACAAAUCUUGCUUUCACCCCUCCUGAAUAUCUUCGAACUGGGAGAAUCACUCCAGAGAGCGUGAUUUACAGCUUUGGCACUCUUCUGCUUGAUGUUCUCAGUGGGAAACACAUACCUCCUAGCCAUGCACUUGAUCUGAUUAGAGACAGAAAUCUCCAGUCGCUAACCGAUUCUUGCCUAGAUGGGCAGUUCUCUGAAAGCGAUGGCACAGAGCUAGUACGCCUUGCGUCUCGUUGUCUCCAGUACGAAGCUCGUGAGAGGCCAAACACAAAAUCUUUGGUCACUGCCCUGACGCCUCUUCAGAAAAACACAGAGGUCCCAUCUCAUGUUCUAAUGGGUCUGCCUCACAGUGGUUCGGUGUCUCCCCUGUCCCCUCUUGGUGAGGCUUGCUCGAGAAAGGACCUGACUGCUAUGCUUGAGAUCUUGGAGAAACUUGGAUACAAAGACGACGAGGGUGUCACCAAUGAGCUAUCGUUUCAAAUGUGGACAGACCAGAUGCAAGAGUCUUUGAACUCGAAGAAGAAGGGAGAUGUGGCUUUCAGGCAAAAAGACUUUAGAGAGGCCAUUGAGUAUUACACGCAGUUCAUUGAUGGAGGAAUGGUCUCUCCAACAGUGUGUGCACGGCGUAGCCUGUGUUACCUGAUGAGUGACAUGCCAAAAGAAGCAUUAGAUGAUGCAAUUCAAGCACAAGUGAUCUCUCCCGUGUGGCAUGUGGCGUCAUAUCUCCAGUCUGCUUCCCUUUCAUUUUUGGGAAUGGAGAACGAAUCACAAAUGGCACUUAAAGAGGGUUCAAACCUUGAAGCUAAGAGGAAUGCUGCUUCCCAACUGAAGUAAGGGAUAACAUAUACCGUCUAAGUCUUUUUUCCUCUUUUGGUAAAGAUGAAAGAACAUCUUACCAAGUUUAAGAGGGUUUGUUAAAUCUUUUGAGCACACAAGGAUGGGGAAAACACUCGAGAGCAAUAUGCAAAACUAGAUACUCAAUGAUGGGGAUGUGUGUUUUGCUCUUCUUUGGCCUCUUUUUAUAGGGCAUUGAAGGAAUCACUUCCUUUGAAAUCCUUUUUUCUGAACUUUGUUAUAUAUGUUGAACAAUGUACGAAAAACCCCCUUUUAUUUGCAGAAAUUAAAAGAUAAGUAGAUGAUACAUGCACACAUGCGUG
Messenger RNA from Eruca vesicaria subsp. sativa (arugula), 2069 nucleotides. Lineage: Eukaryota; Viridiplantae; Streptophyta; Magnoliopsida; Brassicales; Brassicaceae. The record is from the annotation of a GenBank genome assembly.